Messenger RNA from Saprolegnia diclina VS20, 1627 nucleotides. RefSeq lists its product as hypothetical. The transcript is spliced from 5 exons. The record is from RefSeq and is a predicted model, not a curated record. The coding region runs from base 12 to 1589 and encodes 525 amino acids. NCBI's taxonomy places the organism in Eukaryota, Oomycota, Saprolegniomycetes, Saprolegniales, Saprolegniaceae. Gene Ontology annotation, molecular function: protein binding.
GCCAGAAAACGAUGUGGGGGCAGCUGGUGGGCGCGAGCGGGACGCUGGACCUCGUCCUGCCGCGGAGCCGACUCGGGCGCUUGGCCAAGAAGGCCGACGUCGUCAUUAGCAAGCCCUUUAUCAGCGGUCUGCACUGCACGUUCGAGCGCCUCGACGCCGGCGGCGAGACGUCCGUGUGGCUCGUGGACCAUAGCACCAACGGCGUCUUCGUCAAUGGCAGCGUCGUGGGCCAUUCGAACCGGGUCGCGAUCAACGAUCAAGACGAGAUCUCCUUCACCAAGCCGGGCAUCAAGAGCCCCGGCAUCGAACCGCUCUUCUUUCGCUUCUGCCUCACGAACACCGAGCCGUCGACGCCGACGCAUCGCGGUGGGCAGAAGCGGCCGCGCAGCCCCUUCUCGACGCCCGAGCCGCGCGCGGUGAUUGACAGUGCGAAGAAGCUCUGCGUGUCUUCCACGACGCAGCGCGACGAGCUCAUCUCGGGCACGGAAGCGAUGCAAAAGGCCAACCAGGAGCUGCGCCAACGGCUCGUCGAGCACGGCAACCGCGAGAACGAGCUCAAGGAGAAGAUCCAGACAAUGCUCGUCACGAUCAACGAGAAAGAGUCGACGAUCGAGAAGAUGGAUGAAGAGCAAGCCAAGCUGCGCGCGCAGGUCAUGCAGCAAGACCACACCGUGCUCGACCUCACUGCCCGCGUCGAUGCAUACAAGAGCCUCGAAGAAGGCUGGAAGGCCAAGGAGGCCGAGUGGGUGCAACAAAAGGAGCUCCACCUCACGACAGCCGCCGACCUCAGCGCCGCCCAGCGGCAGCUGCAACAUGCGCAGAGCGUCAUUAGCGUGCUCGAAUCGCAAGCAGCCGAGACGUCGACCAAGAUGGCCGAAGCGACACAGCAGGUUCGGGACCUUGAGGUUGAGAACCACCAACUUCAGAUGCAACGCGACGCCGUCCAGAUGAAGCGAGAGCAGCACGAAGAAGACUCUCGCAGAAGUGAUCAAGAAAGCGUGCUCGUCAUGAAGGCUCGGCUUGCGACCGCGCGCGAAGCGUUCCACCAGAUGCAGCAUUACAUGGGCGUGCUGGCGGACCAGAUCCAGAUCCCAAGCGCAUCCGAGGCCAGACACACUGACGCCGCCAUCGACGACGACGACGACGACGGGGAGACACAGUGCAUGGACAAGUCGCGACCACAGUCCUUGGUCGACUUGGCCGUUGUGGCCGACGCCAAGCACGAGACCACCAACAGCGAGGAGGGCAAAAGCCCGGAGCAGCCUUCGGCGGUCAAGCCGAAAGAAGCGAGGCGGCUGUUCACGACGACCUCGGAAUCCGAUGACGGUAUCAAACCAGAAGCGAGUGACGAGGACAGCGACGAAGACAUGACGGCGGAGCACCGACCCGAGUCCAAGGGACUCUCACCGGACGAGACGCAUGUGAUGGACAUUACGACCGACUCACCGCGGGAGGCUGCGCCACCGGCCCUCGUCGAGACCAAGAGCAAGCGCUGGCUGCAGCUCAACACAAUGGACGAGUCGCACAACGACAGCGAAACGGGCUUGUUUGACGAAACACAGAUUUCCCAAGACUUGCAAGACGAAUAAGAUACGCGAUGAUAAUACUUCACGGUUGGUACGACUGA